CCCCCACUUAACUGAACCCGGUCCACGUUGUCACCCGGCCCAGAUAAUCACCCCCAAACGACAACGUUGAAACCGGGCCAGAUAACUACGUCCCUUCCUUACUUACGGUUACGGUCUUACGGAUACGCCCCUUCCCCAAACCCAAACGAGAGAAACCCUUCACGGGUGAUGCCCGUAAUUAUAUUCAGAAUGCAAGGGGUACUUUCGUUUCAUUAGUCUUUGGUCGGUUCAACGGUACAGACACAUCUCUUCUCUUCCUUCAGUUCCUGUUAACAGCUUGUGGUCGUAUUUGUAUAAAUAAAUAAACCCUGCAAGGCUGCAACCGCCAGCAAACAACGCAAGCAGCUUCUUUUCCCUUCGUUCCUUCAAAUUCCGUCGUCGUUUCGUUUGUAUCUAUCGGAGAUGUCGUCGUCUUAUUAUUACAGCAGCUCCGCUCCGUCGGCUCCUCCACGACAAGUGGAGGUGACCAUCUCCUCCGCCAGAGACCUCAAGAACGUCAACUGGCGACACGGCUCCCUCAAGCCCUACGUCGUCGCCUGGGUCGAUCCACCCAAGUCCAAGUACUCCACCAAGGUCGACGACGACGGCGACACCUCCCCCGUGUGGGACGAGACCCUCGUCAUCCCCUUAGUCGCCCCCAUCGAUGACUCCACCCUCUUCCUCGACGUCGUCCAUGCCAAUGCCGCCGAUGACACCAAACCCUUAAUCGGGUCGGCCCGCAUUCCGCUCAAGGAGAUCGUCGAUGAUGUUGGCUUCGGCGAACGAGCCCACCGUACGUUGCAGCUGAAACGGCCAUCAGGUCGUCCACAGGGAAAGAUCGAGGCCAAGAUAACGGUCCGCGAGCCCCGCUAUCGUGCACCGGAUCCGUACUACGCUCCACCCUAUGGUGUCCCACCGCCACCACCACCUGCUACUUCUAAGGACUACCCUUACUCUGCCCCGCCACCUUACGGGUACCCGUAUGCUGCUCCUCCUCCGCCGUACUCAGCGGCCCCACCGGCGGACGCUGGGUACUCAUAUGGUGCCGCUCCACCUGCUCCAUACGGGCAGCCGCCGUAUGGUGAAGAGAAGAAGAAGAGUAAGUACGGGAUGGGAACAGGGUUGGCCGUGGGUGCGGUAGCAGGGGUGCUGGGUGGGUUGGCCUUGGCGGAGGGCGUUGAUUAUGUGGAGGAUAAGAUCGCCGAGGACGUAGCAGAGAAAGUUGAGGAUGACUUGGCGUAUGACUAUGGAGGUGAUGAAUUCUAGACUAGUAGUUGCAGUUUGCAGAGGAAAGUAAAAGAUAAGAGAGAGGGACUGGGAGAGUUGAGCGGAAAACGGUGGACUGGUGGUUGACUGAUUGAUAUUUCAUAUUUGGCCGUCUCGUACUCGUUGUUUGUAAGUUUGUUACGAUCCAUGAUCCAUCCAUCAUCAUACAUAAACCCCAUGAUAAAUCCUCUCGUCUCGUCUAGAAAAAUAAAUCAAUGAUAUUUACCCUCUUUUUUUUGCUUGAAUGAUCUUUUCCGGUUCUCAUUCAUUGUUAUGUUAUGUAUGGCAUUUCAAAUUUGAUUUCUCU
Molecule: messenger RNA, 1552 nt
Organism: Nelumbo nucifera (sacred lotus)
Lineage: Eukaryota; Viridiplantae; Streptophyta; Magnoliopsida; Proteales; Nelumbonaceae
Product: Calcium-dependent lipid-binding (CaLB domain) family protein
Biological process (GO): defense response
Source: RefSeq, a predicted model, not a curated record